AUGCCGGAGCUGGCAGAGCUGAGCAGCCCCCGCACCCCUGCCGAUGCAGACCACAUCCAGAGGAAUAUCUUGGAGGAGCAUGUGGAACUCUGGUGGUUUCAGGACCCCAAGAAGUCCAUCCUGUGCUACGGGAUGGCUGUGGUGCUGAUCCUGGCCUGCGGGAUCGGGGGCAUCAUCCUGCUGUACAGCACGAGCAGCAGGUCUGGGGAGUGGCGGCUGGCUGUGGGCACCACGCUCUGCCUCCUGGCCCUGCUCGUGCUGCUGAAGCAGCUGCUGAGCUCUGCAAUCCAGGACAUGAACUGCAUCCGCAGCCGGGACCAGAUUGAGCUCCUGAAGAGUGGGGGCUUCUCAGACUGCCUGGUGCUGCUGCUCAGUGCCCUGGUGCUGCUGGUCUGUGGGGUCGUGCUCACCGUCCUCUCCAGCACGACCAUGCAGCUCAGCUCUGCACGGCCACUGGCCAGCAUGUUCACCAGUGGGAUUGUCCUCCUGAGUGCUGGCAGCGCCCUCCUCCUCUGCCUGCUGCUCUACCUGCUCUGCACCUCCUGCCACCAGGCUGCUCCUCGAAGUCUGGAGACCGGCGAGAUCCGUGUCUUCACCAUCUCUGGCCGCCUCACUGCAAACAGGCGCCUUCCUCCCACCUCCAGCAUGGCCAACCUCAUCUGA
Molecule: messenger RNA, 663 nt
Organism: Chaetura pelagica (chimney swift)
Lineage: Eukaryota; Metazoa; Chordata; Aves; Apodiformes; Apodidae
Gene: TMEM125
Product: transmembrane protein 125
Exons: 1
Coding region: 1-663 (220 amino acids)
Source: RefSeq, a predicted model, not a curated record